GGGUUAAAAAAACGCGCAUCAUGGUCGCCGGUGAGCUCGUGCAGGAGCAUCGUACCGGCUCACCUGACGACAUCACGGUCGGCAGGAAGAGUCCUGAUCAUCUGCAGGGAGCAACCGAGAGAUGCACGGAGCAGACAUGCGGAGAGGAGCUAACAGGCGGGGCGGGGGACACGCUCGAGCUGCAGACUGAGCCGCCGGAGAAGGAGAAGGCACCGCCGGAGGAGACAGAUGCAAUGCUGCCCAACGGAGCCGGAGGAGGAGGAGGAGGAGAGGCUGGGAAGGAGGAAGGUAAGCGGCUGGAGACGAGGCUAUACUGGAGCAGGUUCUCUGUGCUGGCCGUGUUCAGCUUGUACUCUCUGGUGAAUGCCUUCCAGUGGAUCCAGUACAGCAUCAUCACCAAUGUGUUCAUGUACUAUUACGAUGUGACGAGUGAACAGGUGAACUGGCUCUCCAUCGUCUACAUGAUCGCCUAUGUGCCGCUCAUCUUCCCGGCAACCUGGCUGCUGGACAGGAAGGGUUUGCGGCUUACGGCCCUGCUGGGUGCCGGCCUCAACUGCGCCGGCGCCUGGCUCAAGUGCGCCAGCGUGCGCCCGGAGCUGUUCGGCGUCACCGUCACUGCGCAGGUCAUCUGCUCCGUGGCGCAGGUGUUCAUCCUCGGCUUGCCGUCGCGCAUCGCCUCGGUGUGGUUUGGACCCAGGGAGGUUUCCACAGCGUGCGCCACAGCGGUGCUUGGGAACCAGUUGGGGACGGCCAUCGGCUUCCUGUUACCUCCCGUUCUGGUUCCCAACACGCCCACAGACCUUGAACAGACCGGUCACAACAUCAGCAUCAUGUUCUACGGCACCGCUGCUGUUUCCACCGGCCUCUUCAUCCUCACAUUACUGGUCAUUAAGGACCGGCCGCCCCUCCCUCCCAGUCAGGCCCAGGCCGUCCUACCAGACUCUCCUCCUGAGGAUUACUCCUACAAGAAGUCCAUCGUCAACCUUGUAAAGAAUAAAGCCUUUGUUCUACUGCUCGUCAGCUACGGUAUAAUGACCGGCUCCUUCUACUCUGUCUCAACACUUCUCAGCCAGAUGAUCACGGCCCACUACGAGAACCAGGACUUAAACGCUGGGAGAAUUGGUUUGACCCUGGUCGUCGCUGGGAUGGUCGGCUCCAUCCUCUGUGGCCUGUGGCUGGACCACACGAAGACCUAUAAAAUGACCACUCUGAUCGUGUACAUCCUGUCCUUUCUGGGCAUGGUGGUCUUCAGCUUCACUCUGAACCUCGACAUCUACCUGGUCUUCUUCACCGCUGGAGUGCUGGGGUUCUUCAUGACGGGUUACCUGCCUCUGGGGUUUGAGUUCGGAGUGGAGAUCACCUAUCCUGAGUCUGAAGGAACGUCGUCUGGGCUCCUCAAUGCUUUCGCUCAGAUAUUCGGGAUCAUUUUCACUUUAAUUCAGGGCAAACUGACCACAGACUACAAUCCACUGGUGGGAAACGUCUUCCUCUGUGCUUGGAUCUUCUUGGGAAUACUGCUCACUGCCUUAAUUAAGUCAGACCUGAAAAGACACAACAUCAACAUGGGAGCAAACACAAACCACCAAGCACUCCUCACCGAGUGUCCCGGGGAAUGCCCUUCAGAGAACAAGACCAACGGAGUCCAGCUGGAAUCCUCCGUCAGCUUCUCCCAUGAAACCUCAUUGUAA
This is a messenger RNA of Scomber japonicus (chub mackerel), 1688 nucleotides long. RefSeq names its product FLVCR heme transporter 1 (gene flvcr1). The coding region runs from base 21 to 1688 and encodes 555 amino acids. Lineage: Eukaryota; Metazoa; Chordata; Actinopteri; Scombriformes; Scombridae. Gene Ontology annotation, biological process: transmembrane transport; mitochondrial transport; erythrocyte differentiation. The record is from RefSeq and is a predicted model, not a curated record. Gene Ontology annotation, cellular component: mitochondrion; membrane. The transcript has 10 exons. Gene Ontology annotation, molecular function: heme binding; heme transmembrane transporter activity.